Molecule: messenger RNA, 312 nt
Organism: Prorocentrum cordatum
Lineage: Eukaryota; Dinophyceae; Prorocentrales; Prorocentraceae
Source: the annotation of a GenBank genome assembly
AUGAUCCGGCCCGGGACCUCCCUGACCAAGCAGAAGCAGAGGGAGCUACAGAAGCCAGAGCUCCAAGACUUCCUCAAGGCGUGCGACUACGUGGCUCGGCCCUGCCGGCCGUCACUCUCCUCGAGUUCGACAGGCGGGCCAAGGAGGAGCCGCCCGCACCUGCUGAUGUGGUUGGCGUACAGCCUCUUCCACAACGGCGAUUAUAAGAAGGCCAUCGACGUCUACGACGAGGCUCUGGCGGAGGGCGACGACCCGCGCAUCCACGCGUACAAGGCUUGCUGCCAUUAUGCUCUGACCGACUUUUGUCUAUAA